This is a messenger RNA of Megachile rotundata (alfalfa leafcutting bee), 778 nucleotides long. RefSeq lists its product as uncharacterized. The record is from RefSeq and is a predicted model, not a curated record. NCBI's taxonomy places the organism in Eukaryota, Metazoa, Arthropoda, Insecta, Hymenoptera, Megachilidae.
AUGGCGGGGCCUCAUCCCGCCGGUGGCGAUAAGGCCGGACUAUUUUCUAUUUUAGUUGACAAAAGUACCGAUAUUUCAGACACAAAAUUAAUGUGCGUACUGGUGAAAUAUUUUUGCAGUAUUUUAAUACAUAAAUUAUUUGAAAAUAGCAGAAAAUUAAUUCACCAAAUAGGCCGAAAUUUCAUCAAAAUUGAUGUGCUAAAAAACAUAGAAUCUUUGGAUGUAGAUAAUGUAGAAAAUAUUCAAAAUAUCGAAAAUAUUUAUACAGGACCGGAAUGCGAGAAUUGUUUAGAAUCUCUAGAAGUAGAAUCUGCCCGACAAAUUCGAAUAAAUUGGUUGAAUUAUUAUAUUACUGCAGUUCGAGAGAUGCUUAUACAAUUAGCUUUUGAAUGGCGAAUUUCACCAUCUUUUUUUAAUGACUAUGGUAAAAAAGAAUUAAUUGCAUUAAGUUUAGAUAAAAUGUGGAAACAUAAUUUAGAUUUUAUAAAUUUCGAUGUGGAGCAGAUGUUUUCAAAUUUAAAAUCACUAGUUGAGAUAAUUCUUUCUUUAUCCCACUCAAACGUCGAAGCCGAGCGUAUAUUUUCGAUUGUAACUGAUGUUAAAAAUAAAAAGAGAAACCAAUUAUCUAACGAUAUGGUUUCAUUAAUUUGUGUAGUCAGAUCCAGUUUUCAAACAAAAACGAUUAAUUGCACUAAUUUCGAAGCAGGUUCUCGACAUUUUGAGCUGCAUAACACGCAAAAUUUGUAUGAUGAUAAAUGGACAUCUAACAGUUUUUAAU